Molecule: messenger RNA, 975 nt
Organism: Ostreococcus tauri
Lineage: Eukaryota; Viridiplantae; Chlorophyta; Mamiellophyceae; Mamiellales; Bathycoccaceae
Exons: 1
Coding region: 1-975 (324 amino acids)
Source: RefSeq, a predicted model, not a curated record
AUGACGCGUCGGCGCGCGCGUCGCGACGCGCCCGCGAUCGCGCUCGGCGUCGUGGGCGUCUUCGGCGCGGUCGCGGGCGCGCGCGCGGCGCUCGUGGAGGUGCGCGCGCGCGAGCGUGUAGGAAUCAAACAGACACUGAGCGAUGAUCUCAAAGAGAGAGAACUCUCUUCGCGCGACGCGCGCUCGAACGUGGGCGUGACGUACGCGGACGUGGACGCGGACGACGUACUCGCGCGUGCGCUGGGUGUGACUUCGAGCGCGUCGAGGACGGACGAGGCGGGUGCGGAGUUGACGCUCGCCGCGCGGGCGCGCGGCAGUUUGGGCGGAGACGGGUUCGGACGAGCGAUGCGACGGAUUCGAGGGAGUGAUGUCGUCGAUGGUGGAGUUGAUGAAAGUGCAAUGCGCGUGUGGAUGUUCGCCCCGAACGGCCGCGGUGGAAGAGGGGCGGCGAAAGCGAUCGCGGCGAGUGGGCGACGGGCUUUCGUGGGACCCGAGUGCGAGCGCGAGCUCGCGCUGAGCGGGAUGAAGGAGGGCGAAAACGUGGUGUUCGACGCCGAACCUUUGGCGGCGUACCUUCGAGAGCGCGCAGGGACGAAGGAGGGGACGCUGCGAGGGGUGGUGAUGACGUGUGGAGAUGAAGACAGGACUCCUCAAAACGCGGCGGAAGCGUUCGCCAAAGAUUUGGAAACGAUUGAGCGCGCCGGCGUGCCUGCGGUCGGAAUUCUUUUCGACGAGGAGUCCAUUAGAGCUGGUGCCACAUCACGACCCUCGACAGGUCGCUCGCUUCUCGCGUCCGAUGCCUCCAGCGACCAGGAGUGCGGUUUCUUGUGCGAGACUCAAGUCCAGGUCAUAACGGGCGUCGUCAUCUUCUGGGGAUUGCUCUUGACCCUCGUGUACGGCUGGGGACUAAUGACAGAUUUAGACACGCCUACGGUAUUCGCCAAACCGGACGAUUCGCGCGCGAACCAGGACUGA